AUGAAAAAAGACGCACAAAAGGUGCUGAAGGGCGCCGCAUACACGGAGUCCAGCCCGAUUUCAGAUGUCUCCCAUCAGAAGGCAUCCGCCAGCAAGGCGUUCCUUGAGAAUCACUACCGUGGAAUGUUGCGUGAGGCGCGUAGUGGUGGCAACGCACGGCCGGUCGGACCGCGACAGCGGGAGCCGUGCGCGGAGGAUUUUGUGCUUCUUAAACAUAUUGGCAAAGGCGCCUUUGGCGAGGUGUACGUUUGCCACCGCAAGGGUGAUGGGGAGAAGCAUCUGUACGCUCUCAAGCGGAUGCGGAAGACGGACAUGAUCCGAAAGAAACAGACGCUUCAUGUGCGGUCCGAGAAGGACGUCAUGGCGGAGGCGGCUGCGACAAAUGAAUGGGUGGUGCGUUUACAUCUUAGCUUCCAGGACGAAUCGUACCUUUACAUGGUGAUGGAGUACAUGCCGGGUGGAGACAUGAUCUCCUGGCUUUGCCUGAAGCAGAAGUUUGACGUGGAGAGCACGCGGUUCUACAUCGCGGAACUCUCCGCCGCCGUGGCCAGCGUGCAUGACAUGUGUUUUGUUCACCGUGACAUAAAACCGGACAACAUCCUGUUGGGCGCGGAUGGGCAUAUUAAACUGACAGAUUUUGGUCUCUCCAAGCGGUUUGCGAAGGUGGGUGAGGAGCUGCUGGAGCUCGAAGAAAGUGCCCCGUUGGAGAGCAUCACACUUGACGAGGUGGCCAGUAGGCCCGACCCCGCGUCACCGGCUGAAAGACACGGCGUGGUGCAUUUCCGUGAUCGACACAUGUUUGAGUCUAUUGUGGGUAGUCCUGGCUACAUUGCGCCGGAGAUAUUGCAGCGUCAGCGCUACGGCAUAGAGUGUGACUGGUGGUCGGUGGGUGUCAUCAUGUACGAGAUGCUCUACGGCAUUCCACCCUUCUUUUCGCCAAACCCGAACUCCACCUGCUACAAGAUCACCCACUGGCGGGAGUACCUUCUGUACCCGGAUAACUCUGGCGUGCCUGAGGACGCGGUGGAUCUGAUGAAACAACUCAUGUGCGACCCGAAAGACCGUCUGGAAUUUAACGAAAUUAAGGCGCAUGCAUUCUUCCGCGGCAUCGAGUGGAAACACCUGCGUGAGAUGAAAGCGGCCUUUGUGCCGGUGCUCUCCAGUCCGCUUGACACGACGUACUUCCCUGAGAUUGACGACGGGGACAAAUCACAACGGCCUGAAGAGAGCAACACCGUGAAGGAGGUUGACCCACACGGGGUUAUGUUUGCCGACUACAAGUUCAACCCCUCACGGUGA
Molecule: messenger RNA, 1299 nt
Organism: Trypanosoma conorhini
Lineage: Eukaryota; Euglenozoa; Kinetoplastea; Trypanosomatida; Trypanosomatidae
Product: putative protein kinase
Exons: 1
Coding region: 1-1299 (432 amino acids)
Biological process (GO): intracellular signal transduction; peptidyl-serine phosphorylation
Molecular function (GO): protein serine/threonine kinase activity; ATP binding
Source: RefSeq, a predicted model, not a curated record